Messenger RNA from Cyanistes caeruleus (blue tit), 1512 nucleotides. RefSeq names its product D-lactate dehydrogenase, mitochondrial-like. Lineage: Eukaryota; Metazoa; Chordata; Aves; Passeriformes; Paridae. The record is from RefSeq and is a predicted model, not a curated record. Gene Ontology annotation, biological process: lactate catabolic process. Gene Ontology annotation, molecular function: D-lactate dehydrogenase (cytochrome) activity; D-lactate dehydrogenase (NAD+) activity; FAD binding. Gene Ontology annotation, cellular component: mitochondrion.
GGGACACCCGGCCGAGGACGGGGGCCAUGGUGAACGCGGUGACUCCGCUCAGGCGGGACACGGCAUGGGAACAUGAGAACAGGCAGCGGUGGGAGCCAGGUCCCUCCGCCAGGGACACACUCGCGUGUGGCCGGAGCCACCUUAAGGUGUCGGUGUGGGGGAGGGCCAGACAGGCUGCGAGGGAGGGCAAUGUCCUGCUCCUGUGCAGCUCCCAUGUUGCCGUUCUUGUCCCGUCGCGACAUGGCCCUGCGGAGGGUGCUGGCGCUGGGGGCAGCCCUGGGCCGCCGCAGCUGCUGCUCCAAGCCCUCGCUGUCCCCUGACUUCGUGGAGACCCUGAGGGCCGUGGUUGGGGCCCCCAAUGUCUCCACCGCCACAGCGGUGCGGGAGCAGCACGGCCACGAUGAGUCCAUGCACCCCUGUGCCCCCCCGGACGUCGUGGUGUGGCCCCGGGCGGUGGGGCAGGUGCAGGAGCUGGCAGCCCUCUGUCACCGCUGCCGUGUGCCCAUGGUGCCCUUUGGCACCGGUACGGGCCUGGAAGGAGGCGUCAAUGCCGUGCAGGGCGGCGUCUGCUUUGACCUGAGCCGCAUGGACGCCAUCGCCGAGCUGAGCCUCGAGGACUUCUCGGUGACCGUGGAGCCCGGUGUCACCCGCAAGGCCCUCAAUAAGCACCUGCGUGGCACCGGGCUCUGGUUUCCUGUUGGUACCGUGGGCAUGAGGGAGGUCAUGAAGCAACAACACUGGAAGAGCUCAGGAUGAGGACACACUUGAGGAGCUGUGGACUGGGGGGUGUCCAUAGGUCUGCUACAUUUCAGGGCAGUAGCAGAGGUACCUCUAGGACUGAGGGUGCCAUGCUUCCCGAGGUUCUGCAAGGGAUGGAUAGGCAGGACCAGGAAUGCUUGGGGUUGGGGGCUACCAUCCUCUCUGCCACACCAAACCCAUAGCUCCUAUGGUGGCCAUGGCCCCUGAGGAGGUGCUAUGAGGGAUACAGACCCCACACUCUUUCAGGGCCUGUGUGACCCCAGUGCCCUGCACUGCCAUCCCUCAUUUCCCCCCAGACUCUUAGGCCCAUCCCUUGUGCCCCAUUAACCUUCUGUGCACCAGCAGUCUCUAACGGCUAGAUCUUUUAGGAGGACACGAUCUCCCCAGCCCUGCCACAGGGCCACUCCCUCACCCCAGCAGGCACAUGCAGAUAACCCAGGAGAUAAGGUGUGUUUCUAGGCAAAUCUUUAUACUGCUGAGGGACUUGGGGCCAAGUUUUGGAGGGGGCUGCCACUUGGUAGCUCCGGGAACCAGCAGAAGCUUCCCCUGUGUUCAAAAGGCACCAAUUUUGGUUCGCGUUUCGGUUACAGCUGGUACUGUAGCACAACCCGAGACGUGAGAACGCACAGGUUAGCCCCUUCUCACCCCAGCAGCUCCCCACCCCCCUUACUCCUCUGGGGACCCCUAGCCCCAGCCUCCAGCACACAAGGGGACAGUACAACACAUCUCUGUCACACUGUCCCUCCAUCACAG